CACACCCGCACCUUCAGCCAUGUUCGGGAUGGGUGCUGCAGACGGGUCACUUUGCAAAGCAUUUUACAUUUUUUUUUUGGAUAAUCUCACCUCACGGUAACCACACAUCAAAUCGUUCUCUCUAGCCAUCAGAGAAAAUCGGUCAUCCAACGGUCCACAUAAAACAGAUCAGGAGGGCAACUCCGUAAAUCUAGCCUCGGUCGACUGCCCCUUGAACACACCUCACCAACCAGUUUUCUAGCCUUUCUUCCCACCACCAACAGCAGUAGCGGAGGAGACUCGGAGACUCCCCCGGGCGGCGAUGCCCCUGAGUCACUUGCUCCGCGUGUCUGACGCCCCGCCACCGGCGGCGGCGGAGGCUGAGGAGGAGGAGCCGGGUUCUCCGUCGGUGAGCCCCCCCAUCCUGGUCCUCCCGCCGGACGCCCUCUACAAUGUCCUCGGCCGCCUCCCCCUCCGCCAGGCUAUCGCCUGCCGCCCCGUGUGCCGCCUCUUCUGCGACGCCCUCUCAUGCCCGCCCUUCCUCGCUGCCCUACCGCCGCUUCGCCUCCUCGCCCUCCGCCACCCCCGCGCCGCCUCACCCGCUCCCUCCCUCCACGCCUUCGACCCCGCCGUCGGCCACUGGCUCCGCCUCCCGCUCUCUUUCCUUCCUUUCCCCUCCUCCUCCCCCGUCACGGCCUCCUCCUCCCUCCUCUACCUCUGGGCCGACACCUCUCCUGCCUCCUCCACCGCCGGCGACCUUAAGAACGCCAGGUCCCUUGUCCUCUGCAACCCGCUCGCCCGGUCCUACCGCCUCCUCCCCCCACUCGGCUCCGCGUGGUCACGCCACGGCACCGUCCUCGCCGGCCCCGGCGGCGCCGCCCUCGUCCUCACAGAGCUCGCCGCCCUCGCCUACGCCCCCGGGGCCGACCGGUGGCUCAAGUUCUCCCUCAACCUCCCAUCGAAGCCCCGGAGCCCGAUUCUGAUGGGCGGCACGGUCUACACCCUCUGCGACGUCGGAACGCCAUGGCGGAGCCAGUGGAAGCUCUUCUCCUGCGGUCUUCGCGACCUCGGUGGGCCCCGCGGGUGGGCCCCGAUCGAGCGGCACGAGUGGGGGGACGUGUUCGACAUCCUGAAGCGGCCCCGGCUGAUCCCCGGGGCGGGGAGCGGGCAGAUCCUGAUGAUCGGAGGGCUGCGGUCGUCGUUCGCGCUCGACGCGCCGUGCUCGACGGUCCUGAUCUUGAGGCUGGAUCUGGCUACGCUGGAGUGGGAUGAGGCCGGCAGGAUGCCGCCGGAGAUGUACCGGUGCUUCGGCGGCGGCAGCGGCGUAGGGCCGGGGCCGUUGGGUGUGGCGGCGGCGGCGGCUGCUGUGGGGAAUAACAAGGUGAAGGUGUUCGGCGGGGAUGGGAGGGUCUGGUUCUCGGGGAAGAGGGUGAGGGGAAAACUGGCGAUGUGGGAGGAGGAGGCCAUUGGUGGGUGGAGGUGGGUGGAUGGUGUUCCAGGUUACAAUGAAGGGGUGUACAGAGGAUUCGUGUUCGAUGCUGGAUUCACUGCCAUGCCCUGAACCGAUCAUGAAACUGAUGACAGAGAUUUGUUUGACCGCAAGAUUUAACCUCUAGGAAAUGGUUGUGAGAUCCUAGUCAAGACCGACAAACCCCCACCCCUUCUCACCCUUCUUCAUUGAAGUUCUGCUCUGUGUGAGUAGGGUAUUUCAUCAACCCGACUCCAGCUCCAUGGAAGCCCUCUCUAGCCAUAUUGCUUAUUUAUAUUGAAACAAACAUGAGGAAGCAGGAACAGCACAUGAAAGAUCUGAGAUGGACAAAGCAGCAAUUGCAUCAGGAACGAGCCAUUGCAGGAGGUGAUGUGGCAGUUCUUUUGCCUUCUCAUAGCUUUAGCUCACAUGAAACUUAUUGAUGUUCUGCAUGAUAAUUACUUGAGACUGAUGAUAGUGGAGAUAAACAGUCAUAUCAUAUAAGUUAAUAUAAUGGUCUGUGUUUGUAUUAUUUUCUUUUACGGUUCAGUGAACUUAAAGCAUAUGCUUAGAUCUGGGGAAAAGACUGUCUGGUCUGGUAAACCCAGUGGCCCAAUGUCAGUUGUUGGAAGAAUAAAUGACAGGUGACGUAAAUUUGCACGCCCUAGAUUUGGCGCUUGCAUAACCAAAUUCCAUUGUCUGUGAUUGGUGUCACUGUCAUCUGGAGGUGCUAACCUCUUCAUAUUUGUUCAGGCUCAGCCAAUGUAUCAUUAAUAAUCUAAGAAGUGAUUUUUGGCAGGCAA
Elaeis guineensis (African oil palm) is the source of this 2250-nucleotide messenger RNA. Its product is annotated as SKP1-interacting partner 15-like. The record is from RefSeq and is a predicted model, not a curated record. Lineage: Eukaryota; Viridiplantae; Streptophyta; Magnoliopsida; Arecales; Arecaceae. Gene Ontology annotation, molecular function: protein binding.